Kwoniella shivajii is the source of this 2280-nucleotide messenger RNA. RefSeq lists its product as uncharacterized. The transcript is spliced from 5 exons. Gene Ontology annotation, molecular function: ATP binding; protein serine/threonine kinase activity. Gene Ontology annotation, biological process: intracellular signal transduction; protein phosphorylation. NCBI's taxonomy places the organism in Eukaryota, Fungi, Basidiomycota, Tremellomycetes, Tremellales, Cryptococcaceae. The record is from RefSeq and is a predicted model, not a curated record. Gene Ontology annotation, cellular component: cytoplasm. Bases 1 to 2280 code for a protein of 759 amino acids.
AUGUCUUCAGUCCCUACUACAAAUGGCGGUCACGGUGUCGGUACGAUACCUGAAGGUGCGGACGAAGACAGUAUCCCAGACGAUACGAGGAUUAAUGGAAAUCACAAUACAACUGUCAAUGUCAAAGACUUACCAUACAUGUUCGAUACACUCAAACCACCUUCUGCAAAUCAUACACAUGCAAUCGGUACACCUUCUUUAUCUCCUCCCACAUCUACCCCCGAAUCAGAAGCUGAACCAGUCAGCCCUCCUAAAAUAUCACAGCUUCAACAUGCAACCAAACACGAUUAUCAUCCAUCACCUCUCGGUAACGAUGUCGAAAAAGCUUCACAUCGAUCCGUGAAUGGAGAACAUAACACUCACCUCGCCCCUCCCAGUCCCACUGCGGCUACUGUAGCAAGUGCAGACUCUUUACAAGUUCAUCAGCCUCAUGCUGCAUUACCAGAUCUUUCAUUCCCUUUCCCAAACUUCCGCCCUCUCCCUUCCUCUUCCAAUUCUCCUCAUCCUGGUCACGCCAUGAACAUCCCCCCACCACCGGUUAGCGGCAUGAACUCCACUCAGAUGUCGCGAGCCAAUUCUUCUGCUGGAUCUCAUCACACACAAGAUAAACACCUAGAAGCACCAACGCGUCCUACUAGAGCUCACACAAGUACCAGUAAGCCUACCAUGUUAGCUGAGCAUGGACCUAAAAAAUCUUUCCUUCACAAAAUGUUCCACCCUAACGAAGCCAAACAUGAAGCCAAGCUUGCUGCACACGCUCAGGCUCAAGCUCAAGCCGAAGCACGCGCUCAAUCUGGUCAAAACCACUAUGAUAAUCUUUCCAUAGAUAUCUCCCGAGGACAUUCUUCCAGCGGCCACAAUUCUCCUCGAAGCAGAUCGCCCAAUCCUCCAAGUAGGGAUGCAACUAGGUCACCACCUCUUACUCCGUCAUCUCCACCGGCUGUCGCUUCCGAUUCUGAUCAUUCUCGACCUCCAUCUCGAGCGCCCAGUUUCCGACGACAAAAUUCUGAUCCUCACGCUCAACCUCCUAUCGACCGACGAGGUGCUUCUACCCCUCCUGUACCAGCUCCAGGUUUACAACGAAAGUCCUCUCAACGAUCGGCGUCGCAUGGUUCUGUGGGAGGCAAAGAGAAGCCCGUUGCCAUCGUUGGUGGUCAACCUGUUGCUUUAGCCAAUAAGCAAGAAGUCACCAGUGCUUCUGGAAACAAAUUCACAUUGAAGGAUCUUGUUGGAUUGGGUGACAGUGGACCUAAACUUUCACGAAAAGCAUCUGCCAAUGGUUCACAAAAAGGGUCAGAUCGAGCUUCCACUAAAGCUGGAUCGGAAGCUGGUGGCGGCGACAAUGGUUCCACCGCUAGUCUGCUGAAGAAAUAUGGUAUUUGCGACAAAGCAGCUAUUGGCAAAGGGGCCACCGCAGUAGUUCGACUGGCCCAUAAGUGGGAUCGAAGAGAAGAAAAGCUUUACGCUGUGAAAGAAUUCAGGAAGAGAAGAAAGAAUGAGACGGAAAAAGAUUACGUCAAGAAACUUACCUCGGAAUUCUGCAUCUCAUCGACGUUACAUCACAUGAACGUGGUAGAAACUGUUGAUCUGGUUCAAGAUGAAGCUCAUCAUUGGUGUGAAGUCAUGGAAUAUUGUCCAGGAGGUGAUUUAUAUGCCGCCAUCAAAAAAGGUGGAAUGAGCAGUGGUGAAGUCGAAUGUACCUUCAAGCAAAUCCUACAAGGUAUUCAAUAUCUCCACUCAAUGGGGGUAGCUCAUAGAGAUAUCAAACCAGAAAAUCUAUUGUUGGAUGGUAGAGGUCAUGUCAAGAUAACCGACUUUGGUGUCUCUGAUGUUUUCAGGAUGUGUUGGGAAAAGAAGACCCAUCUGUCCAAAGGAUUAUGUGGGUCGGAGCCGUAUAUCGCUCCUGAGUUAUUCGACCAUAAGGAAUACGACGCUCGACAGGUGGAUGUAUGGGCAGCUGCAAUUGUGUUUUACUGUAUGCAAUUCCAAGAAUUACCUUGGCGAGUCGCCAAGACGUCCGACAGUACAUUCGCCACAUAUAUCCAACAAUAUAAAGGAGAUGGCAGUGAAAAACCUCCUACACCCGCACCAUUAAAUAACCUCAUCCCUAGGGAGUGUAGAAACGUCAUCAAACAUAUGCUUGAUCCAGAUCCCAAAACAAGAUGGAGUGUGGAUGAGGCUUUGAAAGAUAAAUGGUUGAACUCAGUCGAGGUUUGCGUGGAAGGUGAAAUGAACGGUCAUCAUCAUAUCAGCGCAGGAAUGGAAGUUGUCAAGCUUUAG